AUGGACUCCCACGACGCCCAUGAAUAUGUCACGAAUCUCGCCAACACGGCUGCCGAACAGUUCCAGAAAAUCCCCGGGUCAGCCAUCUUUCUCCGCUAUGUGAAGUCCAGUUACCAGAACGACCCCAUUCGGUCCGCCGUCGAGCUCUUCCUCGUGCUGUUCGCAAUCCGGUAUCUGCUGGCCCCCAAGUAUUCGACCAAGCCGAAUUAUGUGAAGUUGUCUGACGAGGAAAUCGACGAUUUAGUUGACGAAUGGACGCCGGAGCCUCUGGUCGGGAAGACGACGGCCUUUGAGGAUGCCGAACUGGAGAGGCGUCCCAUCAUCGUCGGACCGAGCGGCCCUCGAUCCAAACUGACCAAUGGUCGAACGGUGACAAACCUAGCCACGUACAAUUUCUACAACUUUGUUUCGAACGAGAAUCUCAAAGAGCGGGCCAUUCAAACAUUACGUACGUAUGGGGUUGGUCCCUGCGGUCCGCCUGGUUUCUACGGCACCCAGGAUGUGCACAUGAAGAUCGAAGCAGACAUUGCGGCCUUCCUUGGGACGACGGCAUGCAUCAUCUACGCUCAAGCCUUCUCCACGAUCUCCAGUGUCAUUCCGGCCUUCUCCAAGAGAGGGGAUAUCAUUGUGGCCGAUAAAGCGGUGAAUUAUGCCAUCCGCAAGGGGAUACAGAUUUCUAGGAGUGCAGUCAGAUGGUACGAACACAACGACAUGGAAGAUUUGCAGAGGGUACUGGCCAAGGUCACCAAAGAACAAGCCAAAAAGCCAUUGACAAGACGGUUCAUCAUCACCGAGGGCCUAUUCGAAAAUGUCGGUGACAUGGUUGAUUUGCCAAAGAUUAUUGAGCUGAAACUCAAAUACAAGUUCCGAUUGAUCCUCGAUGAGACGUGGUCAUUUGGCGUCCUGGGCCGGACUGGUCGAGGCGUGACGGAACACCAACACGUUGAUGCAGCAGAAGUGGAUAUGAUCGUCGGCUCAAUGGCAGGUCCUUUGUCGGCCGCAGGAGGCUUCUGCGCAGGUUCAGACGAAGUGGUGGAGCACCAGCGACUCUCCGCCGCCUCGUAUACCUUCUCAGCAGCGUUGCCAGCCAUGUCUGCCGUGACAGCAAGCGAGACUCUGAUGAUGUUGCAGACUCAGCCCGAUUUGUUCAUUCAAUUGAAAGAGAAUAUCAAGGUCAUGUGGCAACAGCUCGACCCGAGAAGCGACUGGGUGUACUGUACCAGCGCACCGGAGAAUCCAAUCAUGAUGCUAGUGCUAAAGCCUGAGGUGGUUUCAUCGCGAAGGUUGACAUUUGAGGACCAACAGCAACUGCUGCAGGAUAUUGUCGAUGAGUGCCUGUCACAGAACGUCCUAAUCACCCGUGUCAAGACACUCCCGGCCGGGCCUUCAGGCGCGAAGACAGAGAUUUUCACGCCUUCACCAGCCCUCAAGAUCUGUUUAACUGUUGGCCUGACCAAGAAAGAAAUUGAGAAGGCGGGCAUCACGAUUCGGCACGCGAUCACCAAGAUCCUUACGCGGAAACGGUGA
Molecule: messenger RNA, 1527 nt
Organism: Fonsecaea erecta
Lineage: Eukaryota; Fungi; Ascomycota; Eurotiomycetes; Chaetothyriales; Herpotrichiellaceae
Exons: 5
Coding region: 1-1527 (508 amino acids)
Biological process (GO): sphingosine biosynthetic process; ceramide biosynthetic process
Cellular component (GO): endoplasmic reticulum
Molecular function (GO): pyridoxal phosphate binding; serine C-palmitoyltransferase activity
Source: RefSeq, a predicted model, not a curated record